ACGCAACUUUACGAACAAAAAAAGCAUGCGUAAGCAUUCAGUAUUUUCGUAAAUAUGGCCGCGUUAUUUCCGAGAAGGAACGCUCGAAGGAGAAAUCCAAGGAUUUUUAGAGAUCGACCAAACUAUCUAAAUGUUCUGACAGAGCAAGAAAUACAGCGAAAGUAUAGACUGUCAAAAACACAAAUCUACACAGUCCAUGAAUUAAUUAAGGACGACAUAUCGCCGCAAUGUAACAGAAGUCACCCAUUGUCGUCAAUGACGAAGGUAAUAUAGAUUAACAUAUUUUGAUUUUGUUGUAUCAUUUGAAAUGACAACUUGUUAGAGUGACAGUUUGCCGCAUUCAGAAAAGUACGUGUCAAUAGCGCUUGCGUCCUUGACAUUGUCAACUUUUUAUGAAAAUUAAAUAAUGCGUUUGCCCUUUUUGGAACUGAUAACGCUAUUAAAAUACACAAGUAUUCUUUUAUUUUGUAACAUCUAUGAUUCAUUUUCGAGUGUUACUGAGUUUGUAGAACGCAAUAUUAACUGGAUACAUUUUCGAGUGUUACUGAGUUUGUAGAACGCAAUAUUAACUGGAUAUGGGGAACUACAUAUGUAUUACUGUGAAAAGGAUUUUCAUCCGAAAUCUGUAUCCGAAUAGUGAAUCUCAUCCCCCUUUGUUUGGAAAACAUUCUUUGACACCUUGUUGAAAAGAUAUUGAUCUCUUUGAUCAAUUUUACAAAAUGCAUUGCUGAUAACACUUCAAUUUCUAGCCAAAUCUGAGUUCUACAGUGAAGGUGGCAUGACUCACGGUGUCUCAAGAAGUUCAGUUUGUAAGAGUAUUUGGCAGGUGCUAAAAGCUUUAGACCGCCGCUUGAAUACUGUGGUAUUCCCUACAUCAGAGAGAGAACUGGUCCAAGUGAAACAAAAAAUUUUUGGUAUAGCCGGAAUUCCAAAUGUGAUUGGAGCAGUGGAUUGCACACACAUCGCCAUGUUAGCCCCAAGGGAGAGAGAAGACAUAUAUGUGUGUCGGAAAGGAUACCAUUCCAUUAAUGUACAAGCUGUUGUAGAUGCAAACAUGAGAUUCACUAACAUUGUGGCAAAGUGGCCGGGAUCCACACAUGACAGUGUAAUCUUUGACAACUGUAGCUUGAAGGACUGGCUGGUGGAUGGAAGCAAAGGAUGGCUACUAGGAGACUCCGGCUAUGGACUGAAACCAUAUCUUCUUACUCCAAAGCUGAAUCCAAUGAGCAGAGCUGAGAUCGCGUUCAACUUGGCCCACAGUCGUUCGAGGAUGGUAGUAGAGAGGGCGUUUGGACUGUUGAAGUCACGUUUUAGGUGUCUUCACAAAACUGGAGGCUAUCUACAAUUUUCGCCUCAGAAGAUAGCUCUGGUUGUGACUGUAUGUGCCAAGCUGCACAAUCUGUGUCUGAGUGAUGGUUUCCUUGACAUUGAUGACAUUGACGUAGAAGAUGAUGAUGACGAUGUACAACUGCCACUGGAAAACCCUGACCUGAAUGCGUUGCGUGCACGGGCCUUACUGAUUGAGAGAUUUCACUAAAAAGGGAUUCUAUAUUAAUUUAAUAUAGAAUACCUUUUUCAGGGAAAUCGCUCAAUCAGUAAUGAAUUGAUUCUCAAUAGCAUACUGAACUGUUUAAUGUAUUGUUUUGUUCAUUUCACUACUAGAGUAUUGUUUUAUUACUAUGUGAUACUAGGUGAUAUUUAGUGUUAAAAUAUAAGAAGUAGUUCUAACAAUGACACAAUAUUUUUUGAUAGUUGUUAAAAAUUGCAGAGAAUUGUAAUAACCUUAUUAAUUUCACACCAUAUUUAGUACAUUUCAUUUAUAGCAAUUUGCUGCUAAAAUUGUCAUUUGAUUUAUAAUAUGAAUGUUAAUAAAUGUUUAAAGCCACACACCUUGAAAUGAAGUACAUGUUAAUAAAUACAUAUAGAUGCAAUUUCAAAAUGUGCAAAAUUGUCAUAAAAUCUCUAGCCUUGUUAGCAAGUUAUUUAUUGUUUUUUUUAAUUUAAAAACCAAAAGUAGGAUUUCUAUACAUAUACAUACAUUUCGACAAACGCAAUUAUUUUUAAGUUUUAAAGCGCAAAAGAGACAGAUGUCUACCUUGUAACCACCAGAUAUAUUCUUAUUGGCAUAGAUCAAAUAUGUUUCUCAUUUAUCCUUAAACUUACUAUGCCAUGUAUUUCAUUUCAAGGUGUGUGGCUUUAAACAAUGAUUAUUUAUUGUUCAUUAAGCGGAAAUGAAAACAGUUUUGCAAGAAGUUCUCUGGUUCUUCUUUGCUCUAAUAAAAUUGCAUCGAGUGUCUCAUUUUGCUGUCUCAAAAGUUGCAAGACAUCUUCAUGGUCAUCUGAAAAAAAAGGCUUAUUUUUAGUAAUAGAAAGAAAUUCAGGCAAAAUGGACUUUAACAAAGGUAGGAAUAGGUAACGACUCGCCCCAUUAACAACUCGCCUCAUAACGACUCGCCCAUUGUUAAUUGGGCUAGUCGUUACAAUACCAAUAGAAAAACAACAUGACUGCGAAAUUUAAAUAAAUUAACAUAAUUCAACAGUUUAUUUCUUGAAAUAUUACCAUCUUCACUUGUCUUCCGCCUUUUGUUUUUCGUGCUUGGACUCCUGUAAUAAUUCAAAUUAACAUACAUUGAAAUAAUUUGUUAGACGAUUGUUAUAAUAAUUGGAAUAAAACAAGGGCUGUUUGUAAAACACACAUGCCCCCAAAAUGGACUGUCAAUUGUAGUUGUUUCAGGUCACUGUGACCUUGAACUUUGACCUAGAGUCCUGAAAAUCAAUAGGGGUCAUCUGUCGGUCAUGACCAACGUCACCAUGAACUUUCCUGAUCCUAACCCUUAGCAUUCGUGAGUUAUCAUCCGGAAACCAUUUUACUGUUUCAAGUCACUGUGACCUUGACCUUUGACCUAGAGUACUGAAAAUCAAUAGGGGUCAUCUGUCAGUCAUGACCAAUGUCCCUAUGAACUUUCCUGAUCCCAGGCUUAAGCGUUCUUCAGUUAUCAUCCGGAAACCAUUUACUGCUUUAAGUCACUGUGACCUUGAACUUUGACCUAGUGACCUGAAAAUCAAAAUGGGUCAUCUGCCAAUCAUGAUCAAUGUACAUAUGAAGUUUCAUGAUCCUAGGCGUAAGCGUUCUUGAGUUAUCAUCCGGAAACCACUUGGUGGACGGACGGUCCGACGGAACAUGUGCAAAACAAUAUACCCCCUCGUCUUCGAAGUAGGGCAUAAAACACACCAUAUGUUGAUUGGCAAUAAUUACAUUUUUAUUACAGGGAUUGUGUGGAUAUUAAUAAUAUGUAUUAUACUGUUGAAAUGUAUUCCAAAUUAAUUGGUUAUCUUGUUUCAGUUUAACAUUACUGAAUGUAUCGUAUUUAUACUAAUAGCAUAUUUUAGUAGUGUUUUGUCACAUUAUUUAUAUGUUUUAGAUGCUUUGCUGAAUACACACUGUUGUUAACAAAUAGAUGAAAUAAAAAGAAUUUGUUAUAACGCACUG
Molecule: messenger RNA, 3490 nt
Organism: Dreissena polymorpha
Lineage: Eukaryota; Metazoa; Mollusca; Bivalvia; Myida; Dreissenidae
Product: putative nuclease HARBI1
Exons: 7
Coding region: 779-1537 (252 amino acids)
Source: RefSeq, a predicted model, not a curated record